Molecule: messenger RNA, 2351 nt
Organism: Marasmius oreades (fairy-ring Marasmius)
Lineage: Eukaryota; Fungi; Basidiomycota; Agaricomycetes; Agaricales; Marasmiaceae
Exons: 20
Coding region: 544-2178 (544 amino acids)
Biological process (GO): transmembrane transport
Cellular component (GO): membrane
Molecular function (GO): transmembrane transporter activity
Source: RefSeq, a predicted model, not a curated record
UUUAGUUUUUGCCCUCAGCUUCCCUCAUAGCUUCUUCCAGUCUCUCGUCAAACCGUCGGGGACAUCCACGUACAUCAAACGUUUUGUCCGAGAUUAAAUCUCAAUUUCAUGGGACCUUCACCAUCCACGAGCACCCAAACAGAGUUAACUCUUGGAAACGCGUUCGAUGUGAAUGUUCCGUACCAAACUUUGCAGGUUUAUUAUUAUGAAGAUCCUAAAGGCUCCGGGUUUCUGGAGGCUAUUUUUCGAAGACCCAUUUCUGGCCUGUACAAUGAUGUGGUCCUUCACAAUCAUUCGUUGUUGAAAUCCGAGCAAAAUCAGGUUCUUUGCGUGAACGCAAGCAGAACAUACAAGUCAGGUUAAAGUUUGCAGAGGGAAGAACUUAGGAGGCCGAGCCGAUCGCGGGCCCUCCUCCACAAGUUGGUGUCAGUUGUGGUGGGAUGGUUCAAGCACAUUCUUAGAAUUAUGGAUGCGUGAAAGCUUUAAAAGGAUCAGGAUUUCGGUCGAGGGUGCUAUCUCUUUGAACUCGCUCCAGCCAAGAUUAUGAGCGACAAAGAAACAAAUGGUGACAGCGGCAUUACUGAAGACGUUCGAAGCGAGGAAUACACUCAGACUCAAACGCGAGUAGAAGUUACAGAGGAAGAUAGCAAACGCAUUCUACGAAAAACUGAUAUCCAUCUUCUCACUAUUCUUACUUGGGUUUAUUGGCUCCAAAUCUUGGAUAAAUCCGUUCUGGGGUACGCCGCGACAUUUGGAUUGAGGCAAGAUGCGGGUCUUGUGGGCAAUCAGUUUUCCACCAUUGGCUCAAUGAACGCCAUUGCUCAACUGGCGUGGCAGCCGUUAUCCAGUUACUUACUUGUGAGGAUUAAGCCGAGAUUGUUCAUGUCGAUCAUCGUUGUAUGUUGGGGAGCCUCCCUCUGUGGUAUGGCAUCGAGCACUUCACACCCUUCGCUCCUUGCCACCCGUUUUCUCCUGGGUUUAUUUGAAGCCGCCUGUCUGCCACUAUUCGCAAUUCUUACCUCUGUUUGGUACCGUCGUGUUGAACAGCCAUUGAGGGUGGCAACUUGGUAUGGAACAAAUGGAAUGGGGACUAUCAUGGCCGCCAUUUUCGCUUAUGGCUUUGGCCAAAUAAAAAACCCGGCACUGCAUACCUACCAAAUCAUCUUCCUAUUUUGUGGACUGCUCACCUGUGUAACUGGACCAUAUAUUUAUUGGAGACUCGACAACAACGUCAGCGAGGCUCGAUUUUUGUCCCCUGAGGAUCGUCUUAAAGCCGUGGAGCGCCUCCGUGCUAACAACACGGGAAAUACUGCUACCGAAAAAUUCAAGAUAAGACAGGCGGUAGAGGCUCUCCUGGAAAUCAAAACAUGGCUCUUCAUUGCCAUGACCUUUCUGCUCAAUGUAGGAGCUUCCGUAACAGUGACUUUUGGGCCUGUCAUCUUGAACGGUCUCGGUUUCGAUAAAUUUACCACGAGUCUGCUGAACAUCCCGUUCGGCUUUCUGCAAAUACUGUUGAUCUUCCUGUCUUCGUACGCGGCAUAUAAAUGGAAGAACAAGUCAAUGAUUCUUGCAGUACUUGUCUUGCCUGUUAUCAUUGGGCUAGUGCUCCUAUAUGGUAAGACUGUCGUUUGGUUUCUACUACAAAUGCAAAACCAUGAUUACCCCACCUUACAUGCAGUUCACGACUUCCCAUUAGGGGUUCUUCUCCUGGGUUAUUACUUCCUCGCGUUCUUGUUUGGUGCGAACCCGUUGAUCGUUUCCUGGAUGACCGCAAAUACCGCCGGUUCUACCAAACGAAGUGUUUUGAUGUCUGCAUAUAAUGCCGCCUCUGCUGGAGGGAACAUCGCCGGACCUCUCCUUUUCACGGACAACGACGCUCCUCUAUACAUUCCAGGUCUGAGAGCGGUGCUGGGUAUCUUUAUUGCACUCAUGGCUGUGGUUGGAUUCCAAGUGGUCAACCUAAUGUUCCUGAACAAGCUCAAAGAGCGACAACGAAUGAAAAACGGAAAACCAGCUAAGUUACACGACUCCUCCAUGGACAAGAAGUUCCAUAUGGCCGAUACCGACGCCAUCCCGGAAAACGCCUCAGAUGACAAGAUUCGUCAUGUACAUUUAGGCGAGAACGCAUUCAAGGAUCUUACGGAUAAGGAAAACGACGAGUUUGUGUAUGUGUAUUGAACCGUUUAUUCACCGUAUCGACGUCGGACGAUGGAAUCAUACGGAGAGCGAGGUGUACACCGUAGUAUAAUCAUAAUGAAUGCUGAACAUCAUCGUGUCGGCCGCAGAUUCUGCCACUACGACGUGUUGAGUCUGAACGAACUAUCCUACGGCCGCUACAUAGUAUGUUUGCC